Lolium perenne is the source of this 1629-nucleotide messenger RNA. RefSeq lists its product as uncharacterized. Gene Ontology annotation, molecular function: transposase activity; zinc ion binding; DNA binding. NCBI's taxonomy places the organism in Eukaryota, Viridiplantae, Streptophyta, Magnoliopsida, Poales, Poaceae. The record is from RefSeq and is a predicted model, not a curated record. Gene Ontology annotation, biological process: DNA transposition.
AUGAUCAGCGAUCAUGAAGGACAGCCACGGUCCAUGGCAUCGACGACAGAUACUACCGACUUGUCUACUUUGAAUAUUUCCCGAUCCAAUGAUGGAAGUAGUUCAGUUGAUAGAGUCAUCGAUUGGUCUCAAAUUGAGAUAGCACCUGCGAAUGAAAAUGAAAUUGAAGUUCCUGUAGCAGAAGAGAACUUGUGCUUGAUACUUGGAAUUGAUGAUAAAUUCGGGCAUCAACGAGCUAUAGCUGGAGCAGCGAUCGAAGCUUCCAUUGCAAACAUCAAUGUCAGUAUGGAUGAUAUUGACCAACAUUUACUUGCUGAUGCAGCUGUCCCUGUGCCUGACCAUAUGCCUGAAGAGAAACACUUUUGGUAUGACAAAGAGCAUCCUGUGAUAGAGGAAGGUUCCUUAUUUACUUCAAUGGAAGAGUUUAGGAUGCUAUUGAGAACAUUUGCUAUUAGAGGCAAGUUUGACAUUCAGAUACAGGAUAGUGACACUACUCGAUUUAUAGGCCAUUGUAAAGGAAAUAUAUGUCGUUGGAGAAUAACGGCUAGGACAACAGAAGAUGGAAAAACAGUCAGGGUUAACAAAAUAGUAAAGCCUCAUAAUUGUUCAUCAACAGCUGAAGUGGUCUCAAGCAUGGCAGAUCAAGCAUGGGUGGUAGAAAAGUCAAUUGGAAUACUUCGGACUGAACCAAAUAUAGGUGCUACUGAUCUCCAAAAAAGGUUAAAAGACGAGUACAAAGUUACUACUGGGUAUCAAACUGUUUGGAGGGCCAAAGAAAAGGCCAUGGAUAAAUUAUAUGGUACAUGGGGAGAGAGCUUUCAGAAUCUCUGGAACUUCAAAGCUGAGAUUGAGAAGAGAUCUCCGGGUAGCAUUGUAGAGGUUGAUGUGAAGAGUGAAGGAGGUAAAGUGUAUUUCUGCAGAUUUUUUAUGGCACUCAAGCCAAGCAUUGACGGAUUUUUGAAAGGUUGUAGACCAUAUGUUAGUAUAGACUCCACCUUCAUGAACGGAAAGUGGAAUGGUCAGUUAGCAGCAUGUACAGCUCUAGAUGGACAUAACUGGAUGUUUCCUUUGGCAUUUGGAUUCUUUGCUUCAGAGACUGAGGAUAAUUGGACUUGGUUUAUGCAACAAUUGCAUAGGGCAAUAGGACAUCUUCAAAAUCUAGCUAUUUGUACAGAUGCAUGCAAAGGCUUAGAGAAUGCAGUUAAAAAAGUUUUUCCUCAAGCUGAGCAGAGGGAAUGCUUUAGGCAUCUAAUGGAAAACUUCAAAAAAAAGUUUCAUGGAGACGUUUUUGGUCGGAUGUGGCCAGCAGCCAAGGCUUAUCGCGUAGAAACAUUUAACUACCAUAUGGCAAAGAUAUUUGAAGCUAAACCCGAGGUAGCUACCUACUUGAGUACUUAUCAUAACUUGAAGUGGAUGAGAUGUGACUUCAACACUGAAAUAAAGUGUGAUUACAUUCACAAUAACCUAGCUGAGAGCUUCAAUAGCUGGAUUAAAGGAAUGAAGGACCUUCCUCCGGAUGAGCUAGCUGACUCACUAAGAGAGAAAAUCAUGAAACUUUUUCAUAGGCGGAGAGAGGUUGGGAAAAUUCUCACUUGGAAAUAUACUACCUGCGAUCAUUCAACGAGAUAA